UGAACAAGUACUCAUCUGCGAGCCCAGCUCCACAACAUCUGAAGAAAUAAAACAAGAACGCUGGUCGCUGGGGAAGUCGGGGAAGAAGAAGCGUCGCUCGACCGAACCCGCGCAGCGCCAGCCCUCCACCGCGCUGCCACGCCACCGCGCCCCGCCUCCAAGACCGCUCGUCCGUUGACCGUCGACCAUCAUCCGCACUCCGCACUACUCCGCAGUCCGCCCGUUACUCGGCAGGCCUGUAGCAGUUUGGUUGUAAAAUGGACAAGGAAACAGAUUAUGAGCUUUUGGUUGCAGACAAUAUCAUUGGACCGUUUCUUAUUGCUUCAAAUUGUUCCAGCAUAGAAGUGGCCCUGGAGAAGCUUAUUGGAAUUGCUAAAACUCCAGAAGGCCGUUCGCAGCUUGCUUCCCAAAAUGUCAUUUCCAAACUCCUGGAACUGUGCUUAUCCAUCUCAUAUCCUAUGGGUUGUCACAUCCUUUCCCUCUCCUUAAAGUUACUUAGAAAUCUCUGUGCAGGAGAAAUAAGAAACCAAAAUGCUUUCCUUGAAGAAAAUGGAGUGGAAGUUAUCUCAACUACUAUAACUUCCAUAGGAUUUGCUUCUGAUUAUGAUGCUGAGAUUGUUCGAAUGGCUCUGCAACUUCUGGCUAAUUUUGUAUUGGCUGGUGGAGAACAUCAGCGGGCUGUUUGGUGCAAAUUCUUUCCAAAUGGGUUCUUGAAUCUUGCCAGGGUAAGAAGCAGUGAGACUUGUGAUCCCUUGUGUAUGGUUAUUUACAGUUGUUGUGAAGGGGAUGAUAAGCUAUUAACUGAUUUAUGUAAUGAACAAGGGCUGCCCGUGAUUGUUGAAAUUAUAAGGACAGCAUGUAUGGCUGAUUCCGCCACAGGGAGCUGGUUCAAAUUGCUUCUAUCAACAAUUUGCAUUGAAGGGUAUCACACUGAAUCAGUUUUCUUCAAGUUAGAUCCAGAUUAUGCUGCUGGUAUGAUUCCUGCGGAUGGGCAUUAUGUUUCUGAGCAAGCAUAUACUUUGCGCACCCUUUCUGACGCAUUGAACGGCGGAAUAGAGAUUUUAGCUGUAACCUCUGAUUUUGCUUUAUGCAUUCUUGGGAUACUAAGAAGUGCUGCUGGCGGUGUUGAUUUUACCACUAGAGGAAAAGUAGGUCUUCCGACUGGCUCCAUUCUUGUAAAUGUUCUAGGGUAUUCUUUGACCAUUUUGAGAGAUAUUUGUGCAUGUGAUCGCCGCACUGGUUUCAAAGAUGAUGUCGUGGAUGUGCUCGUUUCAUCUGGACUAAUUGAGUUGCUGCUUUCUUUCCUUCGUAGCCUUGAACCUCCGGCAAUAAUUCGAGCCGCGAUGAAACAACAGCAACACCGCGAGAACCGCCAUGAGAAGGAAGAGACCACCAUGUCUUCUCGUCAGAUUAUCACUUGCUGUCCUUACAAAGGUUUUAGGAGAGACAUAGUUGCAAUACUUGGAAAUUGUUUAUACAGGAGAAAGUACGUGCAAGAUGAAAUUAGAAAGAGAAACGGCAUUGUUUUAUUAUUGCAACAGUGUGUCCCUGAUGAAGAUAAUCCCUUCUUAAGGGAAUGGGGUAUUUGGGCGGCAAGGAAUCUAUUUGAAGGAAACACAGAUAACGAAAGAGUUGUUGCAGAUUUAGAGCUUCAGGGGACCUUAAAUGUUCCUGAACUUGCUCUGCUUGGUCUGCGAGUAGAAGUAGACCCUAGAACUCAUCGUGCCAAGCUCGUACACUGACAAGUACACUGGAAUCUCGGAUCAGUGAUUGCUGCCCUAUUGAUCGUAUCUUGCUUGUUUUUGUGUUUUUGAAUUCGGUAAUUUAUACUCUAGCGAUGUUAUGCUAUAAUAACUCAAGCAAAAGCCUCAUUUUGAGAAGAGGGAGGAAGGCAUACAUUAUUUAUGGGUAAACAUCAAUGAUGCGUUCUAAACUAGGAGUAUAAUGUCGUCCUAAAUAGAAACAAUUGCUGACACGCUUGACAAAUAAUUUCAAAAUGAUACGUU
This is a messenger RNA of Cuscuta epithymum, 2006 nucleotides long. The record is from the annotation of a GenBank genome assembly. Lineage: Eukaryota; Viridiplantae; Streptophyta; Magnoliopsida; Solanales; Convolvulaceae.